AUGUUUUCCGGUACAAAAACAGGGUGGGAAUUAUAUGAAGAAUUUGAAUCCGAGUUUUCACCAUCAGCUGUUGUCGCGUUGUUUCAGCAAAAAUUAAAAUACGCGUUACCACUAAUAUACACUUACGACAAGAAGGUCAAUAGAAAGUACUCAUGUAAAUUAACUUACGAGAACGAAGAGUGGGAAACCGAACUAUUGUACGACAGACAAAAGGAUGCAAAAAAUGCUGUAGCUAAAGUGGUGUUAAAAAUUUUAACAAAUCGUUAUCCAAAGUUGGCGGUUACCAUCCAACAGAUCCUCGAAAUGAGAUGUAAGUUAGGCCCCAAGCGACUAGUGUUUGGAAAUGGAUCUGUAAUUCAUAUCCCACCACUAUUUCCACCAACACUCUGGUCUGUUCAUGAACUCGUCAAAUACGUUGUUGCUGCUCUUG
This is a messenger RNA of Entrophospora sp. SA101, 430 nucleotides long. The record is from the annotation of a GenBank genome assembly. NCBI's taxonomy places the organism in Eukaryota, Fungi, Glomeromycota, Glomeromycetes, Entrophosporales, Entrophosporaceae.